Molecule: messenger RNA, 3299 nt
Organism: Esox lucius (northern pike)
Lineage: Eukaryota; Metazoa; Chordata; Actinopteri; Esociformes; Esocidae
Gene: mpp2b
Product: membrane protein, palmitoylated 2b (MAGUK p55 subfamily member 2)
Exons: 12
Coding region: 299-1978 (559 amino acids)
Cellular component (GO): cell-cell junction; plasma membrane
Molecular function (GO): protein binding
Source: RefSeq, a predicted model, not a curated record
UCUGUUUAAAGCUGUGAUUUUACUUGGAAAACAGGGAUGUCUGGACACUUUAGCCUGAAUGGAAAACCUUGAAAAAUAUGGCUUGGCUACUUAUUGUCCCCUCUGUUGGCUAGCAGUACUAAAUAUCUAAUUCAAGCCGUUUCUAUCCAAUGUUACUGGAUGAAGUCAGCAUUAUGGAAUGGGAAUAGGAACGGAAAUGAAUGCGCGGAGAGACAGAAAGACAGCAAAGACAGAGACAGAUGGUGUGAGAGAAGCAACGAGAGGGUAAACAAACCCUGUGUGAAGCCGAAGCGGAGUAAUGGAACCGACUUUCAGUGGAAAAGUGCCGAGUGGGCACACUGCCAUGCAUCAGGUUCUGGACACUCUGAGUGACAGCACAAGUUCCACCAUGGCCAAUGACCUGGACCUCAUCUUUCUCAAGGGUAUCAUGGAGAGCCCCGUGUUCCCGUCUCCCUGCUGCCCGCAGGCCCAUGAGAACCUGGAGGAGUCCAGACUGGAGGCGGUGAGUGACAACAACAUUGAGCUGGUGCAGGACAUCCUGAAGGAACUCACUCCCUUCACACACAGGAGCAAGGCCGCUGAUGAACUGGCACGCAUUCUGAAGGAGCCACACUUCCAGUCUCUCCUGGAAACCCACGAUUCAGUGGCCUCUAAGACAUUUGAGACUCCUCCUCCCAGUCCCUGUUCUUUCAUGGAUGCUGCCUUUAACAACCAGCCGGUGCCCCCAGAUGCAGUCAGGAUGGUGGGCAUCCGCAAGGUGUCAGGAGAGCACUUGGGUGUGACAUUUCGGGUGGAGAGCGGAGAGCUGGUGAUUGCGCGAAUCCUCCAUGGUGGGAUGAUCGACCAGCAGGGCCUCCUCCACGUGGGUGAUGUCAUCAAGGAGGUGAAUGCGAAGGAGGUGGGCAAUGACCCAAAAGUGCUCCAACAGAUGCUGAAAGAAGCCAGUGGGAGCGUGGUGCUUAAGAUCCUCCCCAGCUACCAGGAGCCUCACACCCCUCGCCAGGCUUAUGUGAAGUGCCACUUUGACUACGAUCCGUCCCACGACAACCUAAUCCCCUGUAAGGAGGCAGGCCUGUGCUUCAGAAAGGGAGACAUCCUGCAGAUCUUUAACCAGGAAGAUCUCAACUGGUGGCAGGCAUGUCACCUGGAGGGGGCCAGUGCGGGACUUAUCCCCAGCCAACUCCUGGAAGAGAAGAGGAAGGCGUUCGUCAAGCGAGAUCUGGAACUGGUUACUACAGGUCCUCUUUGUUCAGGAAUGGGAGGAAAGAAGAAAAAAAAGAUGAUGUAUCUGACGACCAAAAAUGCAGAGUUUGAUCGUCAUGAGCUGAGGAUCUACGAGGAGGUCGCCAAGGUUUCCCCGUUCCGCCGGAAGACCUUGGUUCUGAUUGGAGCACAGGGAGUUGGCCGCCGUAGUUUGAAGAACAAGCUGCUGGUGUCAGACCCGCUACACUACGGUACCACCAUCCCCUUUACCUCAAGAAAACCCAAGUUGGAUGAGAAGGAUGGGCAGAUGUACUCGUUCAUGACCCGAAGUGAGAUGGAGUCGGACAUUAAGAACGGGCGCUUCGUGGAGCAUGGCGAGUAUGACGGUAACCUCUACGGCACCAAGAUCAACUCCAUCCACGAGGUGGUGGACGCUGGCAAAAUUUGCAUUCUGGAUGUCAACCCACAGGCGCUUAAGGUCCUGCGGACAGCAGAAUUCCUCCCUUACGUGGUCUUUAUUGAGGCCCCAGAUUACGAGGUCCUCAAAGCCAUGAAUAAAUCUGCCAAAGAGGCCGGAGUGAUGACCAAACAGUUAACAGACUCUGAGCUGAAAAGGACAGUAGAUGAGAGCGAGAGGAUUCAGCGCGCCUACGGACAUUACUUUGACCUGAACAUCAUCAACGAUGGCCUUGAGGGGGCCUUCUGCAGCCUGAAGACGGCGCUGGAGAGACUGAACACAGAACAGCAGUGGGUUCCUGUGAGCUGGGUCUUCUAAAGGCCAAUUAGUGUUUGGAGCUGGAGGUCAGGAGGUCAUAUGGAGGUCAUAAGUAGGUCAGAAUAGAGGUCAAAGCCUGGGGUGAUGGUAAAGGCUGCAGGUAGCGAGGGACCAAUCAGCAGAGUAAAAUGUGAAGGCGUGGAGCUUCCCUCCGCAGCUACGGAUUGGUUGAAGGUCUGUGUUGUAGGGCCAAACACAGCGCUUAAAACUAUGAAGACUUUUGCCAAAUUAUAGUUCCUCCGCAGACAUGAUGUCAAACUGUAAUUUGUGUACAAAAUAAUAUAAAACAAGAAACAAAAUACACUGGUAUUUGUUCAGGAGGCUUUAGAGGUGAUUGGUACAUUGUGUAGCGUGUGAGAUAUUUGAGUGACAGUAUAUAAUAUAUGUUGAAGUAGGCUUAUAUAUUUUUCAAAUACUGUGCUGGAGGUCUUGGAGUAUAAUAGAUACCCAGUUGUCACAUCAUUCUUUAUAUUUUCUAUAUUUGGUCGUACAAUUGUAAAAGACAAUGUGCUGAUCUUACAGAACUUAUUCUAACUUAUGUUUCUUUUGUUGAAAGAAAAUAUAGCAAUACAUAAUCUGAGAAAAAUACAUGCAGACCCACACGGGAUACCUGCAUACCUACAUCUAAUUACACACAGGCAUAAAAUCAGCAACUAUCCAAAAAAGAUUGUCCUGAUGUGCUUCACUAGGCAUGCUUUGUUGUCUCACUCUGAGAAUGUACUUUCUGAAUUGUCAGCUUUCAUUUCUUUGUUCUUCGUUGCCAUGUUUUUAAGUGUAUAUUUUUUUUAUCAGUUAAUUGUGUGAGAAGUAUAGCUGGUGAGCAAUUUUUAGCACAGGUCUGAGCACAGUUACUAGGAAUUCAGUCCCCUUACUUUUGAAAAAUUUACUCCAAUUAUCUCCUGCAUUGUCUGACCUUUUCUGAAAGUUUGUUUUUAUAGUCAUAUUUAGAGUAUGUUUUUCCUUGUUGGAUGAAUACAGGUUAUGUAAAACAGUUAAAUAAGUGGCUUCCAAAAUACAAUGCCUUAUCAUGGUACAGAGGCCAAAAAUAUACUCUGGAUGUAGGUUAAAAUGUUAUCUAUUUUUUACAGUUAAAGCACGAUUAUGUUAUCGUUCUCCCUAAAAUAAAAUACGUAUGUAUAAUCCCAGUGAUUUUAUUUCUGAAUUUUGUAAAUACUGUACUGUAACAAGAUAUAUAAAGAAAUACUUUGGUGCUCUGGGUUACAAUUCUAGUGUGUUGGGGUAGUGGGACAGCUACACAAGAUUGUAAUUUUGAUGUUCAUAGAAAAAUAUAUUAAACAAAAUGUAGAGAAUUGCCUUGUCA